Messenger RNA from Pelobates cultripes (western spadefoot toad), 474 nucleotides. NCBI's taxonomy places the organism in Eukaryota, Metazoa, Chordata, Amphibia, Anura, Pelobatidae. The record is from the annotation of a GenBank genome assembly.
AUGUCAAAGAAGGAUGUGGCGUGUUUCUGGAUCGUACUGCUCCUGUGCCAAGAGCUACGGACCGACCCGAUCGCAGAGAUGGCACCAUCCUCCAGCAUCCUGAUUCAAGAGACACCAGGGUUCAUCUUAACGGAGAAGAGGAUCCUGACCCGACGUGUGUUCGUCAGCUUGGACCCCAAGAUUUCCAUCGAGAAGGCAUACAACAUUUCAUCGAUGCAGCUUCCUGAGUUACAGACUUGGUACCAGAUGCACCUCCAAAGAGCACAGGACCGUGUGCGAAACAUCUUGGAGCAAGCCCGGAAACCAUUUGUAUCCAGUACUAUUCCGAUGAACAACCGACCCAAAAGGUUCCUCACCGCUAUAAUUGUUGCAUUAGUUUGUGCCACUGUCGGUGCAGUCGUCGCAACUGGAAUGUCUGCAGCCAACUCUAUUACUGCCCAAAAGCUGGAUAUGGAAAUCUAUGCACUAAAGUAG